AUGUUUUUACUAAUCAUAUUCAUUGCAAUUAUCAUCUGCAUUUUGAUGCUAUUGUUACCAUAUUAUUCAGGUUUAACGUCAGUGAAAAUUGAAUCAAAUCAUCAUAAAUAUCAAACAAAGAAUAAGAAGAGAGAUAAUCAUGAACCUUCGAUUCUGGCCAAAAACAACAAUGAAUAUGGAUAUGUUUCACCAGACAGUUUUCUUAGUGGUGAAGAGAACAAAGAUGAGGGAUUUUUAAAACAUAGUGCAGCUGCUUUAAAGGAUAGGUUGAAGUUAAAUCAAGAAGACAUGCCUAUCAAAAUUCAAUUAAAUAAUGGUUUAUCAGAUCAUUCUGGAAAUAUUGAUGGUGAAUUAAGGAAAAGAAGAAAAGAGAAACUUGAUUUAAACACUGAUCCGAAUUCAUAUGAUUAUGAUUUAGACGAGUUAAUAAAAGAAGAAACAAAUUAUGCGAAAGAACAACAACAACGAGAAUUUUACAAGAAUCAAUUGUUUGGGGAAGAAAAAGAGGCAAUGAAUGAAGGCGUCAAAGAAAUUUUCAAAAUUCCAACAGAAAUUCCUAUAUUUGGUCAUUGGUUUGAAAUACAAUCUAAUCCUUCUUUUGUAUUUUAUUUUUGGUGGAGAAAAUAUAAUCAAUCAAUUUUUCAAAUUAAAGUUGGUUCAAAAAAAGUUAUUAUAGUUAAUUCAUAUGAGGAUGUAGCAAAUUUAUGGAUCAUGCACUCUUGUCAAAAUAAUUCACGUCCUAUGAGUUAUACAUUUCAUAAUGUUGUCAGUUCCUAUCAAAGCUAUACAAUUGGCACUACUCCUUUCAGCUUCACUUUUAAAACCAAAAGGAAGCAUUUGGGUUCAUUGUUGAAAAAAAAUUCGUUGGAGACUUUGUUACCUAUAAUUAAGAGUGAAAGUUGUUAUAUUGUGGGGCAAAUCGUCAAAGAUUUCAAAGAGGGUGAGUCGAUCAACUUAAGAAGUUACUUUCAAUUCUUCGUGUUAAGAUGUUGUAUACACAUGAGUUAUGGCUUAGUUUUAGAUUGUUUUGGGAAAGAUAAGGAGCUUUUCAUUAACAUUAUUCGAAAUGAAAGCGAAAUCAUAAGGUUGAGAUCACCGUUUUCAAAUAUUCAAGAUGCAAUACAAUUUUUAAGAUUCUUGCCCUUAGUGAACAAUACAGAAUUUGCCCGGGAGUGUUCAAUAAAAAGAGAGAAGUAUAUGACUUAUUUGUACAAAAGGUUAUUGGAGGGAAUGGAUCAAGGAAACGAGGAAUGCAUGAAUAGCUUAGUUGGGAGGUUAAUUCAGGGUAAAUGUAAGUAUGACUUAAUUGAUCAGGAAAUUAAUAGCAUUUGUUUAACCUUGGUAAGUGCAGGUUUAGAUAACACGCCCUUGACUUUGGAUUAUACUUUAGGAGCUUUAUCACAACCCAAGACUGGAUUAAUAUUACAAUCUAAAGCAAAGGAAUAUUUUAAAAAUGAAGACAACAGCUAUGGAUUACUCAGUUCCAAUAAUUAUGAAAAAAGCAAUUCUUAUAUUGUUGCAAUUCUUUUGGAAUCAUUGCGGCAUUUCACUGUACUACCAUUGGGAUUACCAAGAGAGACCACUAAACCAAUACAUUAUAAAAAUAUAUUAGUCCCUUCUGGCACGAUGCUUUUAAUGAACGCAUACGCCGCGAAUCAUGAUCCUACCUAUUUUCAUCAAUGCUUUCGAUAUAUACCUGAACGUUGGUUGGAUGAGGAAGGUAUGAUUAACUACAAAGCUAAAAAGUUUCAACAUUUUGCAUUUGGAGCAGGUUCUAGGAUGUGCAUCGGACAAAAUCUUGCAAUGAAUCAAAUGUAUGUUUUUUUAUCAAAAUUUUUGUUGGAAUUCGUAAUUGAACCACCAGAGGAAAAACAUUUAAUGGAAAUGAACCCCUUUAUCAGUAAUGCCAACGCUAAAGCCACAUCUUUCGAGCCUAGGUUUCACAAAGUGCGAUUGAAAAAGAGAUAUCAAAAAUAUGACUUCAUACAAACAGGAUGA
Lodderomyces pseudojiufengensis is the source of this 1998-nucleotide messenger RNA. RefSeq lists its product as uncharacterized. The record is from RefSeq and is a predicted model, not a curated record. Gene Ontology annotation, molecular function: heme binding; iron ion binding; monooxygenase activity. The coding region runs from base 1 to 1998 and encodes 665 amino acids. The transcript is spliced from 2 exons. NCBI's taxonomy places the organism in Eukaryota, Fungi, Ascomycota, Pichiomycetes, Serinales, Debaryomycetaceae.